AUGGAGCAGGAAGCUGCAAGAGAGGAGGAAGAGAGAAAAGAAGGCUUGAUAGAGUUCUAUGAUUCCUUCAAGGACAUGUUUGAGUUCUUCUGUAAGAACACCACCAUCCACGGCACCAUCCGCCUCGUGUGCUCAAGCAGCAAUAAGAUGAAGACAGCUUUCUGGACUCUGCUCUUACUUGCCAGUUUUGGCAUGCUGUACUGGCAAUUUGCACUCAUGUUCAGCCAAUACUGGGCCUACCCUGUUGUCCUGACCAUGUCCAUGCAUUCAGAGGCCAAGAUGUUUCCAGCAAUUACCAUCUGCAAUCUGGAUCCAUACAGAUUUGAUCUGGUUAGUGAGCACUUGGUGCAAUUGGAUCGCAUGGCAGAGAAAUCUGUUAGUGUUCUAUAUGGCAUCAACACGUCUGCCAGCUUAUUCCACGUCAACGAGAACAGCAUCCACAUGAGAGACUUGCCAAGCACAGGCAACCACAACAGAUCCAGCUUCAAACUGAGCCAAAACUUCUCUCUACUGAGAACAACUGAGUUCAAUAAUAGGACAGGAAAGAGACAAUCUCUUGUGGGCUUCAGGCUGUGCAAUGCCACAGGUGGGAAUUGCUUCUACAAGACCUAUUCAUCUGGGAUGGAUGCAAUCCUUGAGUGGUACAGGUUUCACUACAUGAACAUCAUGUCCCAACAGCCAGUUAUAAUCAACAUUUCUGAUCACGAGGAGAAGAUAGAAGACAUGGUUUAUUCCUGUCAGUACGACGGGGAGCCCUGCAGGCCCAGUGACUAUGUUCACUUUCACCACCCAGUCUUUGGAAGCUGCUAUACUUUUAACAGCAAGGGAACAGACUCCUUCUGGACAGCAACAAAACCAGGAAUUCCUUAUGGACUUUCCCUUAUCCUGAGAGCAGAGCAGAAGGAUCACAUCCCACUCCUGUCUACAGUAGCAGGUGUGAAAGUGAUGAUACACAACCACAACCAGACACCAUUCCUCGAGCAUGAAGGCUUUGACAUCCGACCAGGCAUUGCCACCACCAUUGGCAUCCAGCAGGACAAGGUGAAUCGCCUGGGUGGCAAUUAUGGGAAAUGCACAACAGACGGCAGUGAUGUGAAAGUUAAACUCCUUUACAACUCCUACACCCUGCAGGCUUGUCUGCAUUCCUGCUUUCAGCACAUAAUGGUUCAAAAAUGUGGCUGUGGGUAUUACUACUACCCACUGCCUCCUGGGGCUGAGUACUGCAACUACAACAAGCAGCCUGCGUGGGGCCAUUGCUUUUACCAGCUGUACAGCAGGCUCAGGAACCACCACCUGAAUUGCUUUGACCAGUGCCCCAAGCCUUGCAGGGAGUCGCUGUACAAGGUGUCUGCUGGGACAGCCAAAUGGCCAUCGGAGAAGUCUCAGGUAGUCCAUACAGACAGCUGUGGGAAUGGAUAUAAUUCUACGAGCAACAGGUCAGACAUUGCCAAGGUGACCAUUUACUACAAGCAGCUGAACUACCAGUCUCUGAAUGAGUCUCCUUUGCUCUCGGAUAAUCUGCUUCUGUCCAGCAUGGGAAGCCAAUGGAGUCUAUGGUUUGGAUCCUCGGUGCUGUCUGUAGUUGAAAUGUUAGAGCUGCUCAUAGAUACGUUGGUGUUGUCUCUCCUUUUCUGCUACCAAAGAUUCAGGUCAAAGACACUAAAAGUAGCCAGCACCCCCUCCAUCCCUAGUGUGAGCCUGACCCUAGAAAGCUACCGUGUUGUGCAGGAGGCUGGAAAAGGCACUGCUGCUGCCCACGGCCACACUUCAGGAGUGCCUAUGGCCACAGCCAACAGCAGUGACCCACAUCCUGCCCAGCUCUCCAGCAAGGCAAUAGCAGAGCACUGCCCAAAUGUGGUGCUGAAUGGGUUCAGGUACAUGAAGGACAGCUCUCUGGAAGGGGAACUAAAUCUCUAAGAACGUGUGUGUGGCACAGAGCCAUCAGAAGGGCUGCAUCCUGAGCGCAGGCAUCACGCAGUGUCCCUCUGUUCCUAAUGAACAUCCGGGGAGGUGAGCACUGUAUGCAGUUCUCCUGACCUCUGAAAAGCCCGUUCACAGCCUUUAACUUUUAAACCCUUGCAAGGAAACCACCCUGUGGUGUCAGACAGGCCCAUCUGCAUUUCAUAUAUACUUGAGAGAAAAGUCAGCUUACUGUCAAUGGGGGGGACAUCCAACAGGGGCAAAGCUCCCCAUUGUCAGGGAUGACAAUUUGCCAUAAGCUGCUCCGAUCACAGCUCUGUCCUUUGCUUACCACUGUUGCAUGUAGAGGACCAUCAUGCACAGAAUGCUUCAGCCCCGUAUAUUUCAAGUGGGACCCGCUGUCUCAGAGGAGAGGAAUGGGAGGAAAUAGGGCUGAUCAAUUUUUUUCUGCCACAGAAGAAGCGUCUGAGCUUCUGAGAUUAAAACAGCGCUGCGUUUUUAGUGCAGCCCCACUUGUAGAGAUGUUUUAAUGUUAAUAUUUGACAGUAACUUAUGUGUACAUAAAAUAACAUAUUUAUUUUUGAUGACAGUGUCGGCGCAGGUUUUACUCCGUUACAAUUGUUAUGACUUUCUGCAGAAGAAUUGUGAAGGAAGUGCUGAGCUUUGUUUUCUAGCUUAUUUUUGUAAUAAUAAAACGCUCUGAGCGCAAACCAUGGCUGCAAAUUGAGUUUGAUUUUGUUUUGCUUCCACCCAAUAUUUGGGUUUAUUACCAUAGAGUCACUUGGAAGGGAAACAAAUGCUUCCUUCUAUUUUUGGGGGCUCUGGAAAAGUCGGUUUGGGGAUGAGGGAGAACAGGACAUGGGGUUGCAUUGCCUGAACGUCAACCUUGGAGCAAGAGGGAUGUGGCAACAACGCAGGGCAGGGAUCUGUCAGCAGAGGUGUGUGCUCGAGCUGUGCACGUGCAUCACAGAACAAGCGGUGUUGCAAGGCAGAAAGGAGCUGCACACGGCGUGUGAGUGGGAAGGAAAGGUGAUGAGCCACAAGGCCAAGGCUGUGGGGUUCAAGAUGGGAGGCAAAUCCGCUUCCUAUCUGCUUAUGCAGCCUUUAAUAGAACCAAACAAUGGUUCAGAGGUAGCAGAAGCACGAGCAGCAGCCUCCAGCCUGAAGGCAGCUUGGAGCAACCUUCUCGGAGGGCGUGGGCCAGCUGUCAGAUUAGCAGCUGCCUCUGUAUUACAGAACAUUCCCAUCGUCUGCUGCAGUUGAGCAACAA
Messenger RNA from Phasianus colchicus (ring-necked pheasant), 3190 nucleotides. Lineage: Eukaryota; Metazoa; Chordata; Aves; Galliformes; Phasianidae. The record is from RefSeq and is a predicted model, not a curated record.